CUUCGCAACGUUGUGUCGCUGGUGCCUCAGACGCUGAGAGCCGCGAGAGCCUUGCAGCCCAGAGGAAGGAGAAGCUUCCACCAGUCAAAGUUCGCCAUGGAUCUUCAUGCCCAUACAAAAGGAGCUCAUGACGCCUACACUCCAGGCGAGAAAGGAGAUGGUUAUUACUCUCAGAACACGAGAGGUUGUUACGAGGUUGUCAUGAAUGCGAAGAAGGAGAUCAUGUCGUGCCUUCAGAGUCAGACAGCUCCGUCAGGAUCUUACAACAUCGCCGAUUUUGGUUGUGCUGAUGCGGGAACAUCAAUGCCCAUGGUCUAUGACAUCGUGAAGGAACUUAAGAGCCGCAACCCAAACCAGGAAAUCUGUGUACACUAUGAAGAUCAGGUUACCAAUGAUUGGUUGUCAGUUUUCAACCACACCCAAGGUCUGAUUGCUGGAGGCCCCAAGCCCUACCUCAAAGACUUCUCCAAGGUUUUUGUUCAGGCAUCUGCCACAUCAUUCUUCGAGCAGUGUUUUCCCAGCGGAUCCAUCAACCUUUCCAUGUCGUUCACAGCCAUGCAUUGGUUGUCUGACCAUCCUGGGAAGUUGAAGACCGCAUUGCACCAUGUCGAUUGCCUGUUCUGUUGGAGAAUCUUGCUGACUAUCAGGAGGCAGACGUUGGCGGAUAAGAAUGAGGUCCAAAAGAUUUCAGCUAUGGCAGCUAAGGAUUGGGAGAGAAUCCUCACCCAUAGAGCGAAUGAGCUUUCCAGCGGCUCUUACGUUGUUAUCGUCAAUUUUGCUACCGAUGAAAAGGGCCAGUUCCUUGGCCACACGGUCCCGAGCUACUCUGAAGGAAAGAUUGAGCCCGGGGCUUGUCGUGAAAGCAUGCAUGGCUGGUUCAACAAGAUUUGGGCAGAAUUCCGGGACAAGGGCAAGAUUUCGCAGGAAGAGUACGAGAACUGUGUGUUUCCAAAUUAUUAUCGCACCAAGGAAGAGACUCUUGCUCCCUUUCAAGACCCCAACAGCGCAGUCUCUAAGGCUGGUUUGAAGCUUGUCUCUGCAGACUGCAGAGUUGUUCCAUGCCUCUACCGGGCCAAGUGGCUGAGUGGUGAAUCGAAGGACGCCAAGGCGCACGCUAAAGAAUACGUGCCGACGACUCGCACGUGGUCCAACGCGACGUUCUACUCUGCCUUGGACAGCUCUCGUUCAGUAGCUGAGCGAGAGGCCAUUGUCGACGAUCUGUUCCUUCGGUACGAGGAGGAGGUCGCCAAGUGCCCAGAGCAUCACGGAAUGGACUAUGUGCACAUGUAUGUUGUUGCCAAGAAAAUGUGAAUUUGAAGAGGGGAGUGAGAGGAAAAGAUUCCUUGUUGCGUGAGAAAUUAAAAAAUUAUCAGAAUAAUCCUCUUGAUUUUACACAUCGUAACUGUCGCAUGUACCGAUGUCACACAGUAUGUUUGCAAUCCUAGGGAGAUGAAUUUCAUGCCCUGAAGCUCGACGACAAGACUUUGCAAGGCUGUUGUGCUUUCUGCCGCCGUCUCUUCUCUCGGUUGCCGCAGACCAUUCAUGUCAGACCUUUCAUGUCAGUUUCAUGAAAGUUUUUCAGAGUCCCGGCAGGUCGUGCAGCAGCUACAGGUGUCAUACGUCUUGUCGCUAUUGUCCACCCCGGUGCCUCUAAGGCGUCUGGUUCUUGCGCUGCCACGUCAUCAGCCUCGUCCUGCUGUCACUCGCGCUAGCCCAGGGAGCAAGCGGAAGUCCCACGCCGAGCUUGCGCUGCCUGCGAGUCCGCCGACGAGCUUGUUGCCCCCUCGAGGACGAUCGACGCGAGUGAGACUGACCGCCAUGCUCGAACCAGGCAUAUUGAACUCUCUCGUUGGGGAGGUCGGCGGAGGAAGCGCAAGGGGUGUCAUCCCAUAGCUGGAGAGCGAGAGGAGAAGCAUCGAUGACGUGUUUGACGCGUACAGCAGUCUCGUUGUCUUUCAGGAG
Molecule: messenger RNA, 1962 nt
Organism: Guillardia theta CCMP2712
Lineage: Eukaryota; Cryptophyceae; Pyrenomonadales; Geminigeraceae
Exons: 18
Coding region: 97-1311 (404 amino acids)
Biological process (GO): methylation
Molecular function (GO): S-adenosylmethionine-dependent methyltransferase activity
Source: RefSeq, a predicted model, not a curated record